Entamoeba invadens IP1 is the source of this 1344-nucleotide messenger RNA. RefSeq lists its product as hypothetical. The record is from RefSeq and is a predicted model, not a curated record. The transcript has a single exon. Bases 1 to 1344 code for a protein of 447 amino acids. Lineage: Eukaryota; Evosea; Mastigamoebida; Endamoebidae.
AUGAUGAAAGUUAAAUUAGAUGCUUUUCAUUUUCAAAUCGUAAUGAAAUAUUUCUUGUAUGAACAAAAUUUUAUCAACUCAAUGUUAACGUGUAAAAAAUUUGAAAUGGUACUUGACCGAUUUCGAUACAACCCAAUUCCCGUAAAAUCCACUAAACUGUUUCCAUAUAUGGAGACUCAACACUUAUACACAAAAUUUGAUGAUAUUUUCGCAGGAAUAUCCCGACUUGUCGUCUUGUACAAAGUGACUUACUCUGAAACAAAAACUUUAUUUCCAGACUUUGAUGUAGAAUUUAAAAAUGUGACUAUAUCUUCAUAUGAUAUCAAAAAACAAAAUAUCACAACAUUUGACCAAAUACCCAAAACCAUAAAAAUAUAUGAAUAUAAAUUUUUAAACACUUUUAAUUUUAAAGAGUUUAGUGUCCCAACACAUAUAACUGAAUUGUACCAUUCUUGCUUUUACAAUAAUACCACACUUACUUCAGUGACACUGUGUGACGGGUUAAAAAUCAUACCGUCGUCUUGUUUUGAUUCUUGCAAGAAUUUGGUUUCUGUAAAUGUUCCAACCACAAUUAUAUCAAUUGAAAGUUCUGCUUUUGAAGAGUGUGGUAUAAUCAAAUUAUCAAUUCCUGAUACCGUCGUUUCGCUCGAUUUAAAUCUGUUUAAGUCAUGCGCUAAUUUAGAGGAACUUGUUAUAUCAAAGAACGUUACUGUUUUGCCAUAUUACAUGUGCGAAAAAUGCACCAAAUUAACACGCGUUGUACUCCCAGACAAUUUAAUUUCAAUUAAAGCACAAGCUUUUUGUGAUUGCAGUCAACUUGUUGAUAUUACCAUCCCAAACACUUUACUUCGAGUUGAGUUUGGCACUUUUUCAAACUGUGAAAAACUCAAGGAACUUGUAUUUAAUGAAGCAUGUGAAAUAGAAGAAGGGGUGUUUAGUGGUUGCACUAGUUUAACACGUUUGGUUGUUCCAAAAAUCAAUGGAAUUAUUAAAAACACAAUUUCUCCAAAUGAAGUUGAUGUGUUUGAACGGUUGAAUGAAACAUUUGAGUGUCCUUUGGAUGACGAUUUUGGCUCAGAAGGAGAGUUAAAAAGUGACCGAAAAUAUACAACACUCGAUAUGUCAUACGACUGCAAUUUUGAAUGUACAGACUCAGUGUUUUUUAUACCUGAAAAUUUCACAAAAAUAGAAAAUAUGCCAUUUAAUGAAAAUCACGAUAUCCACGUGAUAUAUAUGUCUCAGAGCGUUUUCGAUAUCAAACGUGUUUUACUUAACAAAUUUGAUAAUUUGGAAGAAAUUUAUAUGUCUUCUCACAUCAAAAAAUUUAAUAAGUCAAUAUUUUGA